Molecule: messenger RNA, 3261 nt
Organism: Paramecium tetraurelia
Lineage: Eukaryota; Ciliophora; Oligohymenophorea; Peniculida; Parameciidae
Exons: 6
Biological process (GO): phospholipid translocation
Cellular component (GO): plasma membrane
Molecular function (GO): ATP binding; ATP hydrolysis activity; magnesium ion binding
Source: RefSeq, a predicted model, not a curated record
AUGACAGAUCCUAAAAUUAUAUAAUUAGAAUUAUAGACACCACAUAUUCUGAGUAGCUAAGAUCACAGAGAAACGCAAAAUUUAUUUGAAUAUGAGUAUGAUAAUGUAGAGGCAAAAGGAAAUUACGCUCAAAAAUAUUAAUCGAAGAACAGAAAAAUUACUUCUAACAGACCAGACUUUUAGUUGCCUGAUAACAGCAUUCAAACAUCUAAGUACACUUUGUUGAAUUUUUUCCCAAAAUAAUUAUUCGAGUAAUUCUCUAAAUUAGCCAAUGUUUAUUUUGUGUUAAUGGGAGCCCUUUAGAUGGUUCCGGAGGUUUCAAUCAGUUCUGGAAUACCAACAAUAUAUUUACCAUUAGGCUUUAUAAUUUUAGUGAGUGGAGCCAAGGAUUUCUAUGAAGAUUACAAGAGACGAAAAUCUGACAUCGAAGAAAAUAACCAACAAGUGACUGCAUUCGAUGGAACUACAUUCGUCAAAAUGCCUUCGUUUAAUUUAAGAGUAGGUCACAUUGUGAAGGUUCAUUAAGAUGAGAUAAUACCAGCGGAUAUGCUUCUCCUGAGAUCAAAUGAAAGUAAAGGAAUUUGUUAUGUUGAAACAAAAUCAUUAGAUGGGGAAACCAAUCUGAAAUAAAAAAAUGUGCAUGCUGAUUUAAUCUAAACAUUUAAAUCCGAUGAUUGUUUUGGUUAAUUGGACAAGAGAAUAGUCCUUAAAUACUAGGCUCCUACUCCAUACUUAUAUAAGUUCAUGGGUGAAACUACGUCAUCUAAUCAUCAGGUUUCAUCAAUAAAUUUUAACAAUUUCUUAUUAAGAGGAUGCAAUUUGAGAAAUGUGAAAUAUAUAUUUGGAUUAGUAGCUUAUACUGGACAUGAUACAAAGAUUAUGAUGAAUUCUUUCAAGGCAAGAACAAAGAAAAGCAAAUUGGAGGUAUUGAUGCAAAAAUUCAUUCUUAUGAUCUUCAUCAUACAAUUUAUAAUGUGUAUAAUAGCAUCCCUUGUCUAUUCAAUCUAUUAUUAUAACAAUAGGAUGACACUAACUUACUUAUAUAUAGAUGUUAAUACAUCAGAAUAUACUAUCCCAUAUAACUUUUUUGUUAGAUUUGGAAAUUGGAUGCUGAUCUUCAAUAAUUUUGUACCCAUCUCUCUGUUGGUUACUCUAGAAAUGGUUAAAUUCAUAUAAGGUAAGAUUAUGAGUUUGGAUGAGAAAUUAAAUUAACCAAGAGUCUAGACAUCUAAUUUAAAUGAAGAACUUGGGCAGAUUGAACAUAUUUUUAGUGAUAAAACAGGAACUUUAACAUGUAAUAUAAUGGAAUUUAAACAAAUUAUAAUAGGUAAUCAAAAUUAUGGAGAUGUUUUAAAAGUUUCAGAGGAUUAUAUAACAGAUGAUGAAUUAUAGAAUUUUCCUUAAGUAAGUAAUGUGGAUUUUAGAGAUAAAACGCUAAUUGAAGCUAUUCAAGAUAAGAACCAUAUUAUGCAUGAUAAAGUAAUAGAAUGUUUAAUGAUGAUAACAAUUUGUCAUACUGUUAUAUCUGAAUAAAGAGAUGGUAAAUUAGUUUAUAAUGCCACAUCUCCAGAUGAGUUAGCUUUACUAAAUUUUGCUAGAUUUGUUGGAUUCGAAUUUAUAGGCACUGAUGAAAACAAUAUAAAAAGAGUCAAUUUUUAGGAUUAAACAAUCGAAUAUUAAUUGCUUGAAAUAUUUGAAUUUACAUCAUAGAGGAAGAGAUAAUCAAUAUUAGUAUAGGUAAUAAAGACUGGAGACAUUUAUUUAUUUUCAAAAGGAGCUGACUCAAUUCUGUUGGAUUAAGUGAGGUUAUCUAAUGAAGAGUUGAAUAAAAAUGAAUACCAUAAAUUGGUAUAAAGACUUGAAGAGUAUGGAAAAAUAGGUUUAAGAACUUUGGUAUUGUCAAAGAGAAAAUUAGAGAAGGGGGAGUAUUAGGAAUGGCGUAAGCGUUAUUAAUAAGCGACUCAACUUCUCGAAAAUAGGGAGGAAAAGAUGUAAAUCUUAUAGGACGAAUUAGAGAAAAAUUACGAAAUUUUAGGUGCCACUGCCAUUGAAGAUAAAUUAUAAUAGGAUGUAGCUGAUACAAUAGCUGCAAUUAAAGCAGCAGGUAUUAAAGUAUGGGUUUUGACAGGAGAUAAAAUUGAAACUGCCAUUAAUAUAGGUUAUUCGUGUUCUUUAUUAACUGAUCAAUUAACAUAACAUAUCGUCGAUGAAAAAGAAGAAGCAUUGAUCAAAGAAAGAUUAGAUGAUAUAUUAAAUAAGAUUGGAUCUUAAAAUUUAAACUAAAGGUAGGCUUUGAUUAUAUCUGGAGAUGCUCUAUUGCAUGCAUUAAAACCAGAUAUUCAAAAAAAGGUUUCUGAAAUUGGGAAAUGUUGCGAAGUGGUGUUAUGUUGCCGUGUUAGUCCAAAGCAGAAAUAAGAUGUUGUUACAUUAAUAAGAAAUCAAAAUCAAUCUUGUUCAACUUUAGCUAUUGGAGAUGGUGCUAAUGAUGUAAAUAUGAUAACAGCUGCUCAUGUAGGCGUCGGCAUAAGGGGAGUUGAAGGAUAAUAAGCAGCAAGAGCAGCUGAUUAUAGUGUAUAGGAAUUCAGAGAAUUAAGAAGGUUGUUAUUUUAUCAUGGUAGAGAAUGCUAUCGUAGGAAUAGUGUGUUGGUUUGUUAUACAUUUUAUAAAAAUAUUUUGGUUGUUUUGCCUCAAUUUUGGUAUGGAAUUCUAUCAAUGUAUUCUGCUUAGUCUCUUUAUGACACUUUCAUUUAUCAAUUGUUUAAUAUUUUGUAUGGAGCUCUCCCUAUUAUGAUUUAUGGGAUAUUCGACGAAGAAUACGAUGCUGAUUAAUUGACUGACAAUAAAAUUUAAAACUAUUAUCAAUAAGGUCCUAAGGAACUCUUGUUUAACAUUUAAAUUGUAUUGUUUUGGAUAUUUUGUGGAUUUUGGCAAACUGCAAUUGUUUGCUUCUUUCCGACAUACUCAAUAUCUGAAACUUUUGUAGAGGAUAAUGGAUUCACUCAUCAUCUUUGGGCAUAAGGAACGAUGAUAUUUGGCCUUGUUGUUGUUACCUGUAAUCUUAAAAUACUGAUAUUCUCUAAUACAUACACUCCUGCCUUAUUAGGAAGUAUCGCUUUUAGUAUGAUAUCAUAUCUAAUCUCGUGGAUCAUUUUAGAUAAUUUACCAUCAGCUGAAGCCUAUGUCGUAUUUGAAUCCCUAUUCCAAACUCCAUACUUUCAUCUUGGAAACAUAUUGGUAAAUUGCUGCUAUUUCUAGUAUUGA